Molecule: messenger RNA, 696 nt
Organism: Aethina tumida (small hive beetle)
Lineage: Eukaryota; Metazoa; Arthropoda; Insecta; Coleoptera; Nitidulidae
Product: 10 kDa heat shock protein, mitochondrial
Exons: 3
Coding region: 155-463 (102 amino acids)
Cellular component (GO): mitochondrial matrix
Molecular function (GO): ATP binding; protein folding chaperone; protein-folding chaperone binding
Source: RefSeq, a predicted model, not a curated record
AAGUCGCUUCCAACUAAUUCUGGACCUCGUGUGAUAACCUACAGACUCCCUCCCUAAUCUAUACCGGCACGUUUCUGGAAUCUUCUAAAAAGUAGCACCGGGACCUUUGGUUAAGACUGAUCCGCAUUUUGCUCAGCAAAUUCAUCACAUAAAAAUGUCUGGAGCUUUGAAACGUUUGGUCCCUCUUUUCGACCGCGUUCUAAUCAAAAAGGCUGAGGCCGUGACGAAAACGGCUGGAGGAAUCGUCAUUCCUGAGAAGGCACAAGCCAAAGUGCUCCAAGGAACUGUUGUGGCUGUAGGACCUGGUGCCAGAGCUAAUGAUGGACAAAUUAUCCCCCUCUCAGUUAAAGUAGGAGAUAAAGUAUUGUUACCUGAAUAUGGUGGUACCAAAUUGGAAUUAGAAGAAAACCAGGAAUAUCACUUGUAUAGGGAAUCUGAUAUUUUAGGCAAAUUGGAAGCUUAAGUGGAUCUAUUUUGUACUUUUAUAUGUUCAUUAUCUUCUCUGUGAGAAAGCCUGGGGUUUUUAUGUUGAAAAUUGUUAUUUUUUAAGUCAAAGACUAAAAAUUCCAGGCAAAGAAUGUUCGACCAGGAUUCACUAAGUUAAGUCGAAUAUGUCCAGAAAUUCCAUCAUUGUUGUAGUAUAUUAGCUUUAAUUGUAUGUUGUUAAUCUUUAAGAAUAAAAUUUUUUACUAAAAA